This is a messenger RNA of Candidula unifasciata, 1869 nucleotides long. Lineage: Eukaryota; Metazoa; Mollusca; Gastropoda; Stylommatophora; Geomitridae. The record is from the annotation of a GenBank genome assembly.
AUGGCCGCAGUAACGUUAUCGCCUGGGCCAUCUGGAUCCGAUGGAAAGCAACGGAAAAGGAAAAGUGGACAAGACUCAGAUGAUGAAGACAGUCAAGGAGGGUCAUAUGGAACAGGACCUGAAGGUGCAGAUAAAGAACGUUUUGCUAGGGAGAGCCACUGUGAGAUUGAGCGACGGAGGAGAAACAAGAUGACAGCCUACAUAAAUGAGCUCUCUGAUAUGGUGCCUACAUGCAGCACACUGGCCCGUAAACCUGACAAGCUGACCAUUUUACGUAUGGCUGUGUCACAUAUGAAAACCUUGCGUGGUACAGGAAACACCGGUAGUGAUGGUUCAUACAGACCAUCGUUUCUGACAGACCAGGAGCUGAAACACCUGAUUCUUGAGGCAGCUGAUGGAUUUCUCUUUGUAGUCCAGUGUGACUCUGGACGAAUCAUUUACAUGUCCGACUCCGUGACGCCAGUUUUAAACCAAAGCCAGGGUGACCUGUUUGGUUCAACAUUAUACGACCUGACUCACCCCGAUGAUGUAGAGAAAGUUCGAGAACAGUUGUCCACUACAGAGUCACAGAACACGGGCAGAAUUCUGGACCUCAAGACUGGCACUGUAAAGAAAGAGGGACACCAGUCAUCAGUGCGUCUUUGUAUGGGAUCACGUCGGGGCUUUAUAUGUCGGUUACGCAUGGGAAAUGUUCAGUCAGAUCCCAUGACAGCAAACCAUACAGUACGCAUGCGCCAGAGAAACACACUAGGUCCGGCAUCGGAUGGUCAUCAUUAUGCUGUCGUACACAUUACCGGAUAUGUCAAGAACUGGCCACCCGCUUCGGGUGUACAGAUAGAUCGGGGUGACUCAGAUGAAGGAGGAAGUCACUGCUGUCUGGUUGCCAUUGGUCGCCUUCAAGUCACCAACACCCCAAACUGCAGUGACAUCAUGGGGCCAAACCCUCCCACUGAGUUUAUAUCCCGGCACAGCAUUGACGGCAAGUUCACAUUUGUAGAUCAAAGGGUGACCCCUGUGCUAGGGUACCAACCACAGGAACUGCUUGGUAAACUUGCCUUUGAGUUCUACCACCCAGAAGACCAGACCCACAUGAAGGAGACCUUUGAACAGGUGCUGAAACUAAAAGGCCAAGUGAUGUCAAUGAUGUAUAGGUUCCGUGCCUCGAACCUGGACUGGGUUUGGCUGCGGACAAGCAGCUUCAGCUUCCAGAAUCCAUACACAGACGAAGUGGAGUACAUUGUGUGCACCAAUACUCUAGUCAAAAGCUCUCAGCAAGGCCAGAUCACACCCAUUCACAACCAGGCAGAUCCAGCGUCAGAUGCAGCCAUGGCUAGCAUUCCUUCGUACUCAGCUGCUGCCAGAACCAUGCAGCCCGACCCUAUGGGCUUAGGUGCGGCAGGAAGUGCCGGCAAGCCCCCAGACUACACGACGGACAUGUACCACAUGGGCCAGCACUCUGCCAUGCAGCAAGAGGUCUACGCUGGCUACCAGACUGCGGGGACGAUGAAAUAUGCAGCCCAACCCUCCAUCACCCCACCACAGGCCAUGGCUGGUCUGGGAAUGAGGCGCAGUCCCGCACAGAAUACAGCAAAUGGUUGGACGCAUCAUGGUGCAUUUACGCGAACUGAUAAUGGUGCAGACUAUGGGGCAGCAGCUGUCAGCAUUGGGCAUUACAGUACAGUCAGUCCUGCAGCCAACCCAGCAGGGACAAUGUGGUCACAGCAGUGGCAGACUGCAGACACUUCCUCCCAGCAGCAACAGCAACAUCCUCAGCAGCAAGAAGAGUUCACUGACAUGUUCGGCAUGCUGGGUCCACAGGCUACUGAGUUCACAGAUCUUUCUGGGAUGUUCACAAACUUUACCGAAUAG